Juglans regia (Persian walnut) is the source of this 714-nucleotide messenger RNA. RefSeq names its product pentatricopeptide repeat-containing protein At1g06143-like. The transcript has 3 exons. Gene Ontology annotation, molecular function: RNA binding; protein binding. The record is from RefSeq and is a predicted model, not a curated record. The coding region runs from base 1 to 714 and encodes 237 amino acids. Gene Ontology annotation, biological process: RNA modification. Lineage: Eukaryota; Viridiplantae; Streptophyta; Magnoliopsida; Fagales; Juglandaceae.
AUGACAGAUUUGAGGUCCCCGGAGAAAAAUAUUGGCCAACUCCAGUUACCUGCGUCUGAGUCGAAUCAUUUCUCGUCUCUACCCUCUAAAAAUGUAGUUUCCACCCAGAGCAUGCAGGUGGAUGGGAGGCCUUUGCUUUAUCCUGUGGAGGAUUGCUACCCAAUACUCAUCGCCUUGCAUCUAUCUGGAGAAUCCUUCAUCCAUCGGAGAGGAUUUGUAGAGGUGGAAGGAAGAGUAUUGGAGAAUGGGUUUGAUCUUGAUGUUUAUAUUGGGUCUGCAUUGAUUGAUAUGUAUGCCAAGUGUGGGAGCUUAGAUAGGUCACUUUUGGUGUUCUUCAAGUUGCGGGAAAAGAAUCUGUUUUGUUGGAAUUCAGUAAUUGAAGGGCUUGCAGUUCACGGAUAUGCAUAUGAAGCACUAAAGAUGUUUAGUAGGAUGGAGAGGGAGAAGAUCAAACCAAAUGUGGUCACUUUUAUCAGUGUUCUGAGGGCCUGCACACACGCAGGAUUAGUUGAAGAAGGCCUUCGGAGGUUUCUGAGCAUGGGCAGUGAUUAUUCGAUCCGGGCAGCCAUGAAAUAUCUAGGGGUAGAAAAGAGUAGUCCUGGAUCCAGUUGGAUUGAAAUGGGAAGGAAGAUUCAUCAGUUUGCAGCAUCUGAUAAAACUCACCCAGCUUAUAAUGAAAUUUACUUGUGCUGGCUUAGUUGGAUGGGCUGCUGA